GAAUGGAUUUUCAUGCUACAUUUUGAAAAACCCUAGAUUCGCAAAGAACCCUAAUCUUGGAUGGAUGCGCUCAAGGAAGGCAAUCGCUCCGAUUCUUGGCCGAGCUCGUCAGAUUACAGCAGCGAAGACGAGGAAUCCAGGCGGAAGAGGAGGCACAAGGACGAGAAGCGUAAGCACCGGAGAAAAUCAGCAAGGCAUUCUAGCAGCGGCAGUAGCAGCGACAACGAUAGCGAGAGCGAUGGUGGGAGGAAAAACAGGAGGAAAGAUCGAAAGAAGAGAUCAAGGAGGAGACAUCACAGCAGUACCAGCGACGAUGAAAAGGAUGGGAAGAGAGUAAGAGACGAUGAUAGUGAGGAGAAGAAGAAGAAGAGGAGGAAGAGAAGGAGAAGCGAGGAGGAGGGCGAAAGACGAAGGAAAAGGAGCAAGCGCCACGACUAUAGCAGCAGUGACGAUGUGAGCAGCAGUGAGAGCGAAUCCGAGAGAAGAAAGAAGAAGAAGCUACUGAAGGAAGCCAAGAGGAUUCUCAAAGAUCAUAAGGCCUCAGCAAAGUCUGAUGAUCAACGAGCUAAGAAAGUCGAGACGAUCACAAUGGACGAUUACUACGCAAAAAACCCCGAGUUUGCGACAUGGCUGAAAGAGAACCGCGGCCUUUACUUCUCGAGCUUAUCGGCGGAGGAGACCCGGAAGCUCUUCUCAAGUUUUGCAGACGCAUGGAACUCUGGCAAACUCGCUGACAAGUACUACCAAGGUAUCAAAGCAGCGAAAAGAACGAAUCACAAGUGGAAUAUAGGAGACGACAAUCAAGUGGAUGAGGAGGAUGAGAGGCUGCAAAAGAGGAAGAAGGAAAAGGCAGAGCAGAAGAAGUUCGUUAAGGAACACGAGCUUGUAAUGGACGAGCUUUUGCCCAAGGCAACCGGCAAGGACAGGCUCUUGGAGAAGAAAGCCAUCCAAAGAGAGAAGAACAGGAACCGCGAUUUGAGUCCGGAGCCAAUGCGAGAGACGGACUUGAUGGGAGGGGGAGACGAUUUCAAGAUGAUGCUUGCGAGAGAGCGUGCUCGAAGAGAAAAGAGAGCUAAUGUGAAAGUCGAAGCGCUCCAGAAGAAGCUCUCGGUUGUGGAGGAAAGGGAGACGGCGGCGAUGGACCAGUUUCGGGCUCUCAUUAACACGUCGGGUGGAAAGAUCACGAUUCCAAAACGCGGAACUUAAUUCCAUCGAAACGUCAAAAUAUAACAAGUGUGUGAAGAUUGGAUUAUAAUAAUUAUUAUUGUUAUAAGCGCCACGAGGCAUUGUUGUA
Selaginella moellendorffii is the source of this 1294-nucleotide messenger RNA. RefSeq names its product transcriptional regulator ATRX homolog. The coding region runs from base 61 to 1206 and encodes 381 amino acids. The record is from RefSeq and is a predicted model, not a curated record. The transcript is spliced from 6 exons. Lineage: Eukaryota; Viridiplantae; Streptophyta; Lycopodiopsida; Selaginellales; Selaginellaceae.